GUUCACAAUUUUUUUUAAUUUUUUAAUUAAUUGUUGAUCAUUAAAUUUCAUGACUAUUCAAAUAGUUAGAGAAUCAUAUGGUCAACGGAAAUUGUUAACAUCGACAUCUUCCGUCCGCGUGGCAUUUAUUUGAUCUUACUUUUGCUGAUAUUCGUAAAGAUGCAUAAUUUACGGUAUACACCGCCAUUAAAAUUGUGAAUGCCGUUAUCUAUACUGGCAAGAAACAGUUACUUAAAAGUAGCAAUUCUUUUUUCUCAGUACAAUUAGUGAAGUAGUGAAGGAACAUUAAAAAAAUCUUAUGUUUUUAAAGUUGUCUAAAAAUAUCAUAUUUUCAAAAUAUUAGUAGUUAAUUACUCAAAUAAUGGGAUAUUUAAAAUCUAUCGGUACCGUAAUAAUUUAUAUCGGUUUUUUUUUAACUGUUAUUACCUUUCUACCGGGUAUACCUCCAGAAGUAGAAGUUUCCGAAUAUAGCAUAAAAUAUCCAAAUACACAAACUGAAUUUAAAAGUCGAUUAGAAGAAAUAGAAAUAUUGUUUUCUGGAGAAGUUAAUGGUCCGGAAGAUUUUGCUUCAUUUAAUGGAAAAAUAUAUACUGGUAUAUAUGGAGGUUAUGUUGUACAAAUUGAAGAAAAUCUUAUUAAACCACUUGUAAAAUUUGGUCAAAAGUGUGAUGGUUUAUGGCAAGAAGAAAAAUGUGGUAGACCUCUUGGUUUAAAAUUUAAUGAUAAAGGAGAACUAUUUGUAAAUGAUGCUUACUAUGGUAUUUUUAAAGUAAACAUUAAUACACGAGAAUAUAUAAAUAUAGUCAAUAGUUCUGAACCUAUUGAUGGAAAAAUUCCAAAAAUAGUCAAUUCAUUGGAUAUAGCAAAGAAUGGCGAUAUUUAUUGGACGGAUUCAAGUACAGACUUUUAUCUUUAUGAUGGAAUGUAUUCAAUUUUAGCUAAUCCAUCAGGAAGACUUAUUCGAUAUAAUGCAGCAACAAAAAAAAAUGAAGUACUACUGAAGAAUUUAGGAUUUGCAAAUGGUAUUUUAUUAAGUGAUGAUGAAAGUUUUGUAAUUGUAUCAGAAUCUAUUAGUUCACGUAUUAUUAAAUAUAAUUUAAAAGGUUCAAAAGCUGGACAACAAGAAAUUUUUGCAGAAGGUUUACCUGGUGUACCUGAUAAUAUAAAUAGUGAUGAGCAAGGAGGCUUUUUAGUAUCUUUGAUAAUCUUAAUAGAUUCUAAUAAUCCUUAUUUAAUUCAAUCUCUUAUACCUCAUCCAUAUAUACGAAAAAUGUUAUUGAGAUUAUUUUAUUUAAUAGAAGCUCCAUUUAAAUUAUUACAAGAUAUUUAUCCAAAUUAUUAUUCUGAAAGAGUGUUACAUAUAUUAGGUUCAUUCAAUGUAGCAAAAUAUAUACAACCAAACAGAACUUCAGUAAUUCUUAGAAUGGAUAAAACAGGAAAAAUUUUGGAUACUUUAUUCAUAAAGAAUGUUUCUGAUAUAUCUUCUGCUCAUAUAUAUAAUGGUUAUUUAUGGCUUGGUUCUCCUUGGAAUGAGUAUAUUAUGAGGAUUUCAUUAAAACAAGUAUUUCCAAAUUUAGCAGAUAAUAAGAAAUCUUUAGAUAUAAAAGAAGAGAAACAAGAAAAACCAUUUUUAACAGUUUCGACUACACCAAAUGUUAAAAUAGAAGCAAAAUCUAGAAAAUUAACUGGUAAACAAGAAGAAGUUAUAAAAUCAUCUCUGAAAUCAACUAUUAAAGCACAAACAACACAAAAAUCAAAUUCAGAUGCAACAAUAUCAAAAUCAACAACACCAAAAUCUAUAAAUCAACAAUCUAGCAGUAUCUCUUCAAAACCAUCACCAUCAUCAUCAUCUUCAAAAACAUCAAAAGAAGUUAUGAAAGAUAAUUUAAAAAUUGAAAAAGAUGAUUCAAAGGAAAUUAAGAAAGAUAAUUUUAACUCACAAAUUAAAUCUGAAACAUCAAAAAAAGUUUCAAAUGAAAUUAAAAAAGAUAACUCCAAAUCACAGACUAAACAUGAAAUAUCAAACAAAGAUAAUGAAGCAAAAAUGAAAUCAAAUCAGCCUGUUAAAAAAGAUAUUCAUGAGACUCAGUUUGGAAAAUCUAAAUUUGUAAAAAAAGAUGAUAAUUCCAAUAAGAAGUAAAUCAAUGUGUAUAAUUUGAGAUAUUUAAGUUCAAAACUGCAUUAUAUUAAUUCUUCCAUGUUAAAAGUUCUACAUUUCAAACAUAUCGACUUAUUUGUUAUAUUUUAUAAAAUUUAUAAUGUAUAAGGUUAUGUUAGUGUUAUAGAAUUUAUUUCUUAUUUAUAUUUUUCCAACAAUGUUAAAAGAAAUAAUAUUAUUUUAUUGUAUAUUAAUUUUAAUAUAAUUGAAAAAUGUGUUAGAGACACAAUGAUUUAGGUUUGUAUAUAAAAUUGAAAAUAUCA
Messenger RNA from Apis florea (little honeybee), 2421 nucleotides. RefSeq names its product adipocyte plasma membrane-associated protein Hemomucin. Gene Ontology annotation, molecular function: hydrolase activity. The record is from RefSeq and is a predicted model, not a curated record. Gene Ontology annotation, cellular component: endomembrane system. NCBI's taxonomy places the organism in Eukaryota, Metazoa, Arthropoda, Insecta, Hymenoptera, Apidae.